Rodentolepis nana is the source of this 2490-nucleotide messenger RNA. The record is from the annotation of a GenBank genome assembly. Lineage: Eukaryota; Metazoa; Platyhelminthes; Cestoda; Cyclophyllidea; Hymenolepididae.
AUGUGGCUGGACAGCGAUUGUUUCGAAUUGGGGAAAGAAAUCACAAUCUACACUGCCAGUUCCGACUCGCAGUUUCGUCAUUCACGAUUUGGAGGAGAACUCAUUCAAAGUGGUUUCUAUCCCUUUCUGGGAUAUCGUUUCGGUGGAUCAGCCGCAGAUCAAGAGGAGGAAGAUGAGGUUCCAGUUAAUGCUAUCGUAAUCGAUAAUGCCACCGGACAACCUCAUAUCACCACAGUCUCCUCCGCGGCUUCCACCAGCACCUCACGAAAGCACUCUAACAGCGUCCUCUCCAAUAUCGACACUCCUCCAAAUCGCCAUCUUUCUACCACCAUUCAUGAAAUUCCCGAUCCCCAUCAAGUUAUCCCUGUGUCUGUCAAUCAGCUGAAUGAUCUCGCGAUUACUACUGCCUGUGCGGCAGCAGCUGCUACCGUUAAUUCCCUCGUCAAUUCCUUUCAAUUGAAACCCGCGUCUAGAUUUCCUUUCAUGGCUACUACUAAACUCAUCCCCACGUCUUCUAACAACCUCCAAGCUAACUCUAUGGAUGGUGAUAGUGAAAUGAGACGCAGGUCGCUACCUAACUCCUUCAAUGACUGUGUCAUCUCUACAAAUCAGUUGAAGGACUGCGUGAAGAGUAUGCUGAAUGGGGUAGUGACAACUUCCAGAGAUACGGGUUCCACGAUGGGGAUUUGUGCUGCAAAUAAUAAACCUUGUGAACUGACCAAGGUGUCCUACCCUGUGAUGCAACAGACUGCCACUAAUGCCAGGGAGAAAAGAGUACGACAGCAAUCCGCUUGUCUCCAUCCUCCUGACAAGGACUUUUCGGGAAUCGCUGCCGUUCCCAAGCUGCCCACGUUUCAAGGCCGUAUUAUCCGUGCUUCACCAUCACAGAAUGUGCCACACACUCCCCAUGCCAGUAUAGUUUCCACAUUGACUCAGGGUGCAGCCAUCUCCUUGGCCUCUGCGAUCGGCAAUAUCGCCACCGCAGUGGUAGCCACCAACAGUACUGCCGACCACAUUGCCGAAUACGAUGACCUGUCAGAUGCUGAGCUUUCAACAGACGACGGACAAAACGAUUCGGAUACAGACGAUUAUGAGAAUGAGGAUGACGAUGGAAAGGGGGCUGGGGGAGGCGAGAGGUGUUUUGUUGGAGUCCCACAGGUUGUCCAUGUGGCUCCUCCCACGCAGGCACCCACAACGCCCGCUCUCUUCACCCACUGUCAAUACGCUUACAUUGGAACAGGCCGGUGGCAAGUCUACGUGCAAAUGUGGUUCGUUGAAGAAAGGCUUAAACGAGAAGCAUACCUUCAAGUGCUGGAAAAUGAGUGGCACGACUACGAUAGGAUUGCGGAUCUCUUCGAGGGCUCCAAGUGCUUGAGCAGCAACGACCGAAUCAUCCUUGUUCGACUCCUUGCAAUGGCAAGACACAAUAUUCCUCUGAUUGAGGGAGAGCUGCUUUUCCCUUGGUACGCUGCAUAUUUCAUUCCCCUAUUUCAAACUUCCAUCCAAGUGUCAACUUUUGCUUGCCUUUUGAUCAUUCCGCUUUAUCUCUCCCACCUGCUGUCUUGCCAUGUUAAUAUCUUUUCGACAGAGGGCAAUGGAGGCAUCUAUGCACAGGAGCUCUACUCCAAAUUGGUGACUCUACACUUCCAUCAACAGGCUCAGCAACUCAUGGCUCAUGCUUGUCAGCAGUUGGAUGCCCAUGGUGCCAUUCCCUCCACAACACGCGGUGGCAUUGAGCCACCCUUAACUUCACACCAUCUUCCUUCUUCCGUUGCUACCAACGGCUUGACUUCCCUGGGGCAGUCGACAGUAUAUACUUCAACGGGUCCCUCUCUCCCUAUGACCUUGGAUGCAGCUGCGGUGCCAACUCUGCUUCCUUCUGGUGCUAUGACAGCAGCUUCCGACGCCUGCCUCACCUCCUUCUCACCCUCCUGCCUUGCACCCGAUUCUCGCCCACAUGAACUUGAAGAUCUCAUUAACACACAGAUGAUUCAGAUGAAUGGAGAUCCUUCAUCAAACAUUGUAAUGCCUCCUCAGGCCUCAUCCUCAGUGGCACCCCCAUCCACCACGACAUGUGCAGACAUUCCCACAGGUAUGAUGCCUACCUACGGAUCCAGCGUCGCGUCACCCCCCAUGCAGACGGUUGUACCCACCAAUCCCCUCAAGUCCACAACGGCAACCAACGCUACUAAUAGUGUGAGUCUCGCUAGUGAACGCAGUGCCUCUGUGAGUAUAACAGGUGGCAAUGUGGGAGCAAGCUCUGUGGAAAUGCUGGAUGUCGGUUGUCUGGCCCCUGAGAACGCCACGUGUGCCCUUUGUGAUCGACACGACUAUCUCCACCGAACCGAUCUUCCCAACUACCUCACUUCUCCCUGCUACCAUUGCAGAGAGAGCUUCGCCAGAGAGGCCAAAAUAUCCCCCGAAGAUCUCUUUGACCUUCACUUGCAGGUGCGUUAUCUCGCUUUCUUCUCUCCUUCAGUAAGAGAGUAA